Messenger RNA from Salpingoeca rosetta, 576 nucleotides. RefSeq lists its product as uncharacterized. The coding region runs from base 1 to 576 and encodes 191 amino acids. The record is from RefSeq and is a predicted model, not a curated record. The transcript has 3 exons. Lineage: Eukaryota; Choanoflagellata; Craspedida; Salpingoecidae.
AUGCAGAAGCUGCGCUGGUUUGCGCUGCCCACAGACUACAUGGCUGCACCACCGCCAUCAGUGACGGAGGUUACAGCACAGCAGCAGCAGCAGUUUCAGCGUCGCCGCAACAACAGCACGCGCUCACAGGAGGGCAUGGUGGAGUGGGGCGACCUGCCUCAGUGGUCGCUCGACCAAGGUGGCGGCGUUGGCAGAUAUGAUGCUGACAAAAGCAGCGACGAGAAUGGCAGCCCUGUGCUCUUGCAGGCGUGGGCGAGUGGUGAUGACGACGGCGACGGCGUUGGUGGCAAUGGCGGUGAUGGUGUUGCAAGCAGCACCAUCUCAUCUGACGAGGAGGCCGAGUUGAACGGACCCGUCUGCUACAACUGCAACGGCCAGCCCAUCGCCGAGGAAGUGGAGGAGGCAGAGCGGCGUCGGCGUCGCGCGAAAGCCCAGCGCGUGCUUGACGGGUUUGUCAAGGCAAGCGACCUGGCUGUCCAGGGAAGUGGCGUGGACCCGUCUCUUGCAGGCCUGAUCCUCGGCGUGUGCAUCUGCUUCACCUUUGGGCGCCAGUGGUGCAGUGGCCUCUUCUCCUGA